Messenger RNA from Gorilla gorilla gorilla (western lowland gorilla), 408 nucleotides. RefSeq names its product ATP synthase F(0) complex subunit C1, mitochondrial-like. Lineage: Eukaryota; Metazoa; Chordata; Mammalia; Primates; Hominidae. Gene Ontology annotation, biological process: proton motive force-driven ATP synthesis; proton transmembrane transport. The record is from RefSeq and is a predicted model, not a curated record. Gene Ontology annotation, molecular function: proton transmembrane transporter activity.
AUGCAGACCACCGGGGCAUUACUUAUUUCUCCAGCUCUGAUCCGCUGUUGUACUAGGGGUCUAAUCCGGCCUGUGUCUGCCUCCUUCUUGAAUAGCCCAGAGAAUUCAUCUAAACAGCCUUCCUACAGCAGCUCCCCACUUUAGGUGGCCAGACAGGAGUUCUAGAAGGUUGUCUCCUGGGACAUUGACACCGCAGCCAAGUUUAUUGGUGCUGAGGCAGACACAGUUGGUGUGGUUGGUUCAGGGGCUGGCAUUGGAAUAGUGUUUGGCAGCUUGAUCAUUGGCUAUGCCAGGAGCCCAUCUCUUAAGCAGCAACUCUUCUCCUAUGCCAUUCUGGGCUUUGCCCUGUCUGAGGCCAUGGGGCUCUUCUGUUUGAUGGUCGCCUUCCUUAUCCUCUUCGCCAUGUGA